This is a messenger RNA of Helianthus annuus (common sunflower), 1260 nucleotides long. RefSeq lists its product as uncharacterized. The coding region runs from base 1 to 1260 and encodes 419 amino acids. The transcript is spliced from 3 exons. NCBI's taxonomy places the organism in Eukaryota, Viridiplantae, Streptophyta, Magnoliopsida, Asterales, Asteraceae. The record is from RefSeq and is a predicted model, not a curated record. Gene Ontology annotation, molecular function: zinc ion binding; nucleic acid binding.
AUGACAUGGGACGAGUUUAAGGUACCAUUCCUUAAACACCACAGUCCCAAAGCAGUCAUCAACAGAAUCAAGGAAGAAUUUAUUCAACUAAGGCAAAAAGGUGAAUCUAUUGAUAAGAUCACGGGGAUCUUUCUCGACAAACUGAGAUUUUGUGAUGAGUUGGUAAUGUCUGAAGAGCAGAAAGUAUAUUAUUACUAUAAUAUGUUGAAUGCAGAAUAUCGAGAGUUUAUGACUCCCUCGAAAUAUAAAACUCUCACCGAAAUCAUAAACACUGCUCGAGAAAGGGAGAUAGAGCUGAAAAAGCAAAUCAAGCGAGGUGAACGGAGGGCACAGGUUGUUAAUCCAAGCCCUGCAAAGAAGGCGCGAACAACAGAGACGUCCAAGAAACAAGAUGGGAAAGGUGGUUCGCCGAGUUGCAAGGUAUGCGGGAAAGGGCACAAGGGCAAGUGCCGGUUCAAAGAUAAGCCGUGUCCUAUAUGUGGGAAGACAAGGCAUACAGCUACCUUAUGCCCGGGAAGAGUGUCGGUUUGUUAUAAAUGCUACCAACUGGGUCAUAAGAAAUCAGAAUGCCCGGAAUUAGUCGGGAAAAAGGAUGGAAAGAAUUCGCAAGCAGAAACUCCAAAACCAAAGGCCAGAUCCUUCCAGUUAACCGCGACCGAGGCGAAGAUGGAUCCCGAUGUGGUCUCAGAUUGCAAAAUGAGUAUCGAUGAUGAAGAAUACUCAAUAAAUCUGAUCCCGAUGUCAAUGGGAGAAUUCCAAGUAGUGGUCGGGAUGGAUUGGUUAUCCCGACAUCACGCGAAGGUCAUGUGUUUCCGCAAGGAGAUAAAAUUAACGUCUCCAAGUGGAAAACACAUUACCAUCUAUGGCGAGAAAGGGGGUAAUCCUGUAAUAUGCUCGAUGAUAAAGGCUCACAAACUUAUGAGACGCGGAUGUAGAGCGUUCAUGAUUUACGCAAACGAACCCGGGGAGGGAUUGCCGAAGAUUGAAGACGUACCGGUGGUAUGUGAGUAUGCAGAUGUGUUUUUGGAAGAUUUACCGGGAGUACCACCUGAACGGGAGGUAGCGUUCGGAAUUGAAUUGAUUCCAGCUGCGAAACCUAUAGCUAAGGCGCCGUAUCGGCUCGCGCCAUCGGAGUUACAAGAGUUAAUGACUCAGAUUCAAGACCUGCUCAAUAAAGGGUUUAUUAGGCCGAGUGUGUCUCCGUGGGGUGCACCGGUGCUGUUUGUGAAGAAAAAGGACAGGAAUAUGCGAAUGUAUUGA